Molecule: messenger RNA, 1451 nt
Organism: Colias croceus (clouded yellow)
Lineage: Eukaryota; Metazoa; Arthropoda; Insecta; Lepidoptera; Pieridae
Gene: Coprox
Product: oxygen-dependent coproporphyrinogen-III oxidase
Exons: 9
Coding region: 86-1327 (413 amino acids)
Cellular component (GO): cytoplasm; mitochondrial intermembrane space
Molecular function (GO): coproporphyrinogen oxidase activity
Source: RefSeq, a predicted model, not a curated record
AGCAAUACGAUAGAAAGGUGUACAUGUCACAAAAUAUCUCGUAAACUCACAAAAUACCGGUAUCUAUUCGUAAAAUUUUACAAAAAUGUCGUACAAAAUAGCAGUAAGGAGCUUUAAAACACUCUCAUAUGUUGGGAGCUACAAGAAAAUUAGGGAUCGGCACAUAAAGACGUACUGUGCGGCUGUGAUAGGCGCAGGUUACAUAGCUUAUAAACAAAGUAAAAACAACAAAGCAGAAAUGAAGGAAGUAAUGCAGCUAAAGAACUACAUGGCGGAGCCUGUAACUCCCAUCAGCCAUUUAGAAAAGAAUCCGAAUGAUAUGAAAACUCAGAUGGAAUUGUUAAUUAUGAGGAUACAAGCAGAAUUCUGUAGAGCAUUGGAAAAAGAGGAAGAUGAAGCUUGGCAAGAUGAGAAAAGAGAUGAAGAUUUAGACUAUGACAGUGAUAUGUUUGUACCAUACCCGGAUGCAAAAUUCCGCGUAGACAGAUGGACGCGUAAAGAGGGCGGGGGCGGUAUUACGUGCGUGCUGCAAGACGGUCGAGUGUUCGAGAAAGCCGGGGUGAAUAUAUCUGUGGUGUCCGGGAAACUGCCCCCUGCGGCUGUGCAGCAAAUGAGAACAAGAGGCAAAAACUUUGACGGCAAAGAGUUGCCCUUCUUCGCCGCUGGUGUAAGUGCGGUGAUUCACCCGAGAAACCCAAUGGUGCCCACUAUACACUUCAAUUAUAGAUAUUUUGAAGUGCAGGAUAAUAAUGGUGUACAAUGGUGGUUCGGAGGCGGCACUGACUUGACCCCGUACUACUUGAACGAGGAGGACGCAACACAUUUCCAUCUCACUCUGAAACACGCAUGCGAUUCGCACGACAAAUCUUACUAUGGAAGAUUCAAAAAGUGGUGCGACGAUUAUUUCACAAUAACACACCGCGCUGAGCGUAGAGGCGUCGGUGGUAUCUUUUUUGAUGAUAUCGACACUCCGGACCAGAAGAGCGCUUUUGAGUUUGUCACCUCUUGUGCGGAGGCUGUCAUACCCAGUUAUAUUCCCAUUGUACAAAAGCGUAAAGACGAAGCAUAUGGAUACCACGAGAGACAAUGGCAAUUAUUACGCAGAGGGCGAUACGUAGAGUUCAACUUGAUUUACGAUAGAGGAACUAAGUUUGGGCUUUUCACGCCUGAAGCGCGAUAUGAAUCUAUAUUGAUGUCGUUGCCGUUGAAUGCUAAAUGGGAGUACAUGCACGAGCCCAAACCGAACUCUCCUGAAGAUAAAUUAAUGCAAGUACUCAAAGAGCCACGGGAUUGGCUGCAAGUUGAUCAAGCCAGAGCCUCCGCUUAGGGAGAACGAGUGUUGCCAUUCAUCACACUGUACAUUUAUCAUUGGUCUUUAUGGUUUAGGGUUGUGUAAAUUGUUUAUGAGAUAUAUGUUCUAUUUUAUAGUAAAAUUUAUUGAUGUUUAUAAA